AUGACAAAAUCAGCAAAUAACAGUGAAUCAAGUGGAAGCAUACCACCGGUUUAUCUCUUCACCCCCUCUGAUGGUCCCGGCACACAGCUUAUCUCCUGCAAACUAAAUGGCAGGAAUUACAAUACUUGGUCUCUAGCAAUGCAAACAGCGCUUCAGGCCAAGAACAAGCUCAGUUUUAUCGAAGGAAAAGUGUUACAACCAGCAGAAGGAGAACCUUACCAUGAGCAGUGGGUGACUUGUAAUUCGAUGCUCCUCUCAUGGAUUUUCAAUCGCCUGGACGAAGAUUUACAGAACUCAGUGGCAGGAGCGAGAAAUGCAAAAACUCUCUGGGACGAUCUUAAGGAACGAUUUUCCCAAGGUAAUGAAGCAAAAAUUCACCAGCUUAAGACUGAUAUUUGUUUACUCAGACAAGAGAAAAGAUCAGUUUCAGAGUAUUAUUCAAAGUUAAAGAGUCUCUGGGAUGAAUUAGAUAUGUAUCUCGAUUUACUCGUUUGUUCGUGUGAUGCUGGAGCUCGACUAAUGGCCUACAAGGAAAAGGAGAAAUUACAUCAGUUCCUAAUAGGGCUCAAUCCCGAGUUCCAGACUAUCCGUUCUCAGAUUUUGAGCAUGGAGCCACUGCCAAAUGCGAAUAGGGCACAUUCGAUUGCAGCAAACGACGAGGCACAACGAUUAAUCACACACGGCAGAGAAACAAUUUCAGAAUCGCUCGGUUUUGCAGCAAAAAUCAGUCGCGAUUUUGGUGGGGGAUCAAACCCCAACCCUAAUUUCAGCAAUUUCAGAGGAGAAAGCAAACCUCGAAGCCGCCCGUUCUGCGAUUACUGCGGUCGGAAUGGCCAUUUUCGGGCCACUUGCUACCAGCUGAAUGGGUAUCCAGGUUCCGACCAGCGAAAUCCGAAGGGAUCCGCUGCUGGUGGCUCUCGGCCGGGUGUGAGGAAUUCGGCGCCUUCUCUCUCGACUCUGCAGAGCAAAUAA
Punica granatum (pomegranate) is the source of this 972-nucleotide messenger RNA. NCBI's taxonomy places the organism in Eukaryota, Viridiplantae, Streptophyta, Magnoliopsida, Myrtales, Lythraceae. The record is from RefSeq and is a predicted model, not a curated record.